This is a messenger RNA of Acanthosepion pharaonis, 2412 nucleotides long. The record is from the annotation of a GenBank genome assembly. NCBI's taxonomy places the organism in Eukaryota, Metazoa, Mollusca, Cephalopoda, Sepiida, Sepiidae.
AUGCCUCUCUCUCAUUUUCCCAUUCUUUUCACACUUUCUUUCUUUCUUUCAAUCUCUCUUCCUCUAUAUCUGAUAUUCUUUCUUCCCCUCCCACAUUUUUCCCUUUCUUUUCUGAUUUUUUUUCUUUCAUUCUUUUCGCGAUUCUUUCCUCUCCCUCUUUUUUCGCUGACUUUUCUCACUUUCUUUCUUUCUCUCAUUCUCUCUAUCUCUGUUUCUCAUUAUAUUUCGUUGUUUAACCAGUUUCUCCAUUCUUCCCUCUCCCUCAUUUUUCCCUUCCUUUUCUCACUUUCUUUCUUUCUCUCAUUCUCUCUUCCUCUAUUUCUCAUUUUCUUUCUUUUAUUAACCAGUUUCUCAAUUCUUACCUCUCACUCGUUUUUCGCUUUCUUUUCUCACUUUCUUUCUUUCUCUCAUUGCCUUUGUCUAUAUCACAUAUUCUUUCGUUUUUUUCAAGCAGUUUCUCUAUUCUUCCCCUUCCCACCUUUUUCCAUUUCUUUUCUCACUUUCUUUCUUUCUUUCAUUCACUCUUCCUCUAUAUCUCAUAUUCUUUCAUUUUUUAACCAGUUUCUCCAUUCUUCCCUCUCCCUCAAUUUCCGCUUCUUUUUCUCACUUUCUUUCUUUCUCUCAUUCUCUCUUCCUCUAUAUCUCAUUUUCUUCCUUUUCUUAACCAAUUUCUUCAUUCUACCCUCUCCCUCAUUUUUCCUAUUCUUUUCACACUUUCUUUCUUUCUUUCAUUAUUUCUUCCGCUAUGUCUCAUUUUCUUUCUUUUUUUUAACCAGUUCCUCCAUUCAUGCCUCUCCCUCAUUUUCCCAUUCUUUUCACAAUUUCUUUCUUUCUUUCAAUCUCUCUUCCUCUACAUCUCAUAUUCUUUCUUUUUUUUUUCAACCAUUUUUCCAUUCUUCCCUCUCCCUCAUUUUUCUCUUUCUUUUCUCACUUUCUUUCUUUCUCUCAUUCUCUUUUCCUCUAUUUCUCAUUUUCUUUCUUUCUUUAAUCUCUCCAUUCUUGCCUCUUCCUCCCUUCCCCUUUCUUCUCUCAAUUUCUUUCUUUCACUCAUUCUUUCUUCCUCUCUUUCUUUCAUUAUUUAACAAUUUUCUCCAUUUAUCCCUCUUCCUCUCUUUUUCUCCAUUCUUCCCUCUCCCUCCCGUCUCCCAUUCAUUUCUCACUUUCUUUUGUUCUCAUUCUCUCUUCCUCUCUUUCUUGUUUAAACACUUUCUCUCUUCUUUACUCUACCUCUCUUCUGUCUCUCUUUUCUCACUUUCUUUCUUUCUCUUUUUCUCUCUUUCUUCUUUUCUUUCUUUAUUCAACCAGUUUCUCCUUUCCCGCGUUUCUUAUAUUCUUUUCUCACUUUCUUUCUUUCUCUCAUUCUCGCUUCUCCUGUUUCUCAUUUUAAUUUAUUUAACCAGUUUCUCCAUUUUGGACUCACCCUCUCUUCUCCCUUCCUUUUCUCUCUUUCUUUCUUUCUUUCUUUCUUUCUUUCUUUCUUUCUUUCUUUCAUUGUUUCUUCCUAUCGUUCUCAUUUUCUUUCUUUAUGUAUUCCGUCUUUCAAUUCUUGCCUCUCCCUGCCUUCUCCCUAUCUUUUGUCACUUUCUCCAUUCUUCCCUCUCCCUCCCUUCUCUCUUUGUUUUCUCUCUUUCUUUCUUUCUCUCAUUCUCCCUUCCUCUCUUUCUCCUUUUCUUUAUUUAUUUAACCAUUUCUCCAUUCUUGCCUUCUCCCUCCCUUCUCUCUUUCUUUUCUCACUUUCUUUCUCUCAUUCUCCCUACCUCUCUUUCUCCUUUUCUUUAUUUAUUUAACCAGUUUCUCCAUUCUUGCCUUCUCCCUCCCUUCUCGCUUUCUUUUCUCACUUUCUUUCUUUCUCUCAUUCUCCCUACCUCUCUUUCUCCUUUUCUUUAUUUAUUUAACCAGUUUCUCCAUUCUUGCCUUCUCCCUCCCUUCUCCCUUUCUUUUCUCACUUUCUUUCUCUCAUUCUCCCUACCUCUCUUUCUCCUUUUCUUUAUUUAUUUAACCAGUUUCUCCAUUCUUGCCUUCUCCUCCCUUCUCCUUUCUUUUCUCACUUUCUUUUCUCUCAUUCUCCCUACCUCUCUUUCUCCUUUUCUUUAUUUAUUUAACCAGUUUCUCCAUUCUUGCCUUCUCCCUCCCUUCUCGCUUUCUUUUCUCACUUUCUUUCUUUCUCUCAUUCUCCCUACCUCUCUUUUCUCCUUUUUUCUUUAUUUAUUUAACCAGUUUCUCCAUUCUUGCCUUCUCCCUCCCUUCUCCCUUUCUUUUCUCACUUUCUUUCUCUCAUUCUCCCUACCUCUCUUUCUCCUUUUCUUUAUUUAUUUAACCAGUUUCUCCAUUCUUGCCUUCUCCCUCCCUUCUCCCUUUCUUUUCUCACUUUCUUUCUCUCAUUCUCCCUACCUCUCUUUCUCCUUUUCUUAA